Vigna radiata var. radiata (mung bean) is the source of this 2135-nucleotide messenger RNA. Its product is annotated as probable inactive tRNA-specific adenosine deaminase-like protein 3. The record is from RefSeq and is a predicted model, not a curated record. The transcript is spliced from 10 exons. Bases 674 to 1939 code for a protein of 421 amino acids. NCBI's taxonomy places the organism in Eukaryota, Viridiplantae, Streptophyta, Magnoliopsida, Fabales, Fabaceae. Gene Ontology annotation, molecular function: tRNA-specific adenosine-34 deaminase activity. Gene Ontology annotation, biological process: tRNA wobble adenosine to inosine editing. Gene Ontology annotation, cellular component: nucleus; cytoplasm.
UUUUUUUUUUUUUCGCACAGGAAACGGCUAUCAAUGCCGUCAUUUUGAGUUGAAAAGAAAACCCCUCCGGACUCGCCAACUCGAUUGCAUGCUCGCGAGUUUUGGCCGAGCUUACCGAGUUCACACAGAGCCUACCGACCCUGCUUCAAAAACGAUUUUUAUUCCGAGUCAACUCGUGCAAUAAGUGUGGGAACGGAAACUCGAGCUGACGAGUUAACAUGCGAGUUUGAUAAUUAUAUUAUAAUCAUAAAGAAAGAUUAUUGAAAAUGACACUAUGUCUAUGCAGUUCAAUGAACAUUUUUACUACAUUUGUUCAUUUUAGUAAACUUUGUCAAAGUUGCACAGUAUAAUCGUCUAGUCUGCUAGUCUACCGGAAAUUUCCAUUAUUCUGUCUUUCAUUUCUUUCUUGAUAGUCACCAAACUACUUUUUGUGCUGAUUUCAUUUCCUUCAGACCUUACUAUAAUUUAAAUAUUCAAGUUGUCAAAUUUUCUAGCAUAAUAUUGAUGGUUAAAGAUUGAUCAGUUUUAUAUUUUGUACACUAACGUGUUCUAUUUUUUUUUUUACUUUUAUUUGUUCACUUCUUGUAUUCUUUUCUUUGAUUAUGGGAGUCAACUUGUUUAACCAACCAUCUGUGGUGAGUUAACCAGGUUGAAUAUAUUUGGGCUUGCUACAAUGCUUUACGUUUCAGGGGAAGCAGAACAAGGGCAGGGAAUGAUGAAUAACUGCUUGAUUGUUCACAUCCCGGACAAGCUGCCGUAUGACCUUCACCACCAACCCACUGAGAGUGUUUUUGCUUCUGCCAUCAAUCCUAAGCAUGCCAACCAAAUUGUGAGGCGUUUGAAUCAGAUAGCACCGCUCGAUGAUCUCCGUCAUGUGAAACGAAUUCAAAAGAAAGUUCUUGAAGGAGGAGAAAUACAGCUAUUGGUGAUCUUGUGCUUGGCCUCUGAAGGCAACGAUCAGCUGGAUAGUAUGCCACCUCAUCUUCAGGAGUUGAUUAGUUCCUAUCAGUUGAGUCCUUUUAUCACAAAAGUCUGCAAAUAUGUUGCAACAUCAAAAGAAGAGUGGCAAGAACAAUGCAAAAUUUGGCCAACGUCAUAUCACCCAAGGACCUACAACAUUGAUGGCAUUACUGGAUUUAGCGAGGAGGACUCACAAUCAGUCUUGAAGUUUAUGCAAUCUGCUGUUGAGUUAGCAAAAUCUAACGGCUUGGUAGUCAAUGCUGCAGUGAUAGUGGAUCCUUCAACUAAGGAAAUCAUUUCAAGUGUAUGUGAUCAGAUUUAUUCUUGGAACUCUUGCAUAGAUGACAGCUGUAAUGGAAGGCCGGAAUCAUUUUGUUCCCAUCUCAAUAUUUCUGGUAGAUGUGAUCCCCAUGAACCAUUGCCUUCAAACAGUUCCUCCAAUAGGCUCAAACAGCCAUGUACAGGUGCUGCUUGUUUAUAUACUCGGCAAUGGGCUGAGCAACCACCUCGUUCACAAAGUUCAUAUUAUUGGCACCCUUUGCGACAUGCUGCCAUUGUAGCUAUAGAAUCAUCUGCUGCCAGGGAUAGAAACCUUUUUCCCAGCGAGGGGAGCAAGGAAGCAAGUUAUCAGGAAUUGGAUAGUGAGAAUGCUUCUUGGACUAGCUCUCCCGCAAAGCGACAGAAAACUAUGUGUGGAAAUGGUGAGGAUGAUGAUAAAUUGAAUGCUUGCAGUCAGCCUUCUCGGCAGCCGUCAGCGCGACCGUACUUAUGCACUGGCUAUGACAUAUAUCUUGUUUGGGAACCAUGCGCAAUGUGUGCAAUGGCCCUUGUCCAUCAGAGAAUUAGACGAAUAUUUUAUGCUUUUCCAAAUCCUAAUGCGGGUGCCUUGGGCAGUGUCAACAGAUUACAAGGAGAGAAAAGCUUAAACCAUCAUUAUGCUGUUUUCAGGGUUUUGUUACCUGAAGAAGGCCUUGCAUAAAUGUCAGGUUUAAGUUGCAGAGACUAUUUAUUUCUGAUUUUUGAAUGACACUUUUUUCUAAUUCUUUGGGCAACUUUCUGAUAUUAGUGACAAGUAAGAAAUGCCAACGAGACCUUUUUCUAAUUUAUUCUUUCGAACAAUUUAUCUAUACUUAGUUGAAAUUUGUUGAAAAUGAAAAUUGUGGAAUGAACGGGUA